Messenger RNA from Harmonia axyridis, 2446 nucleotides. It is a transcript of the gene Xpd, whose product is annotated as general transcription and DNA repair factor IIH helicase subunit XPD. The record is from RefSeq and is a predicted model, not a curated record. Gene Ontology annotation, biological process: transcription by RNA polymerase II; positive regulation of mitotic recombination; nucleotide-excision repair. NCBI's taxonomy places the organism in Eukaryota, Metazoa, Arthropoda, Insecta, Coleoptera, Coccinellidae. The coding region runs from base 65 to 2365 and encodes 766 amino acids. The transcript is spliced from 13 exons. Gene Ontology annotation, cellular component: nucleus. Gene Ontology annotation, molecular function: damaged DNA binding; hydrolase activity, acting on acid anhydrides, in phosphorus-containing anhydrides; DNA helicase activity.
GUUAGCGAGGUUAGAAUACUUUUGUAAUUUGUGAUUUCUGUGAUUAAAUCAAAAUUUUGAAAUAAUGAAGUUGAGUGUAGAUGGUUUGAUUGUUUACUUUCCUUAUGACUACAUAUAUCCAGAGCAAUAUGCAUAUAUGUGUGAACUCAAAAAAGCAAUUGAUGCUAAGGGCCAUUGCCUAUUGGAAAUGCCCUCAGGAACUGGAAAAACUACUACUUUAUUAUCACUUGUUGUGGCAUAUAUGAUAGACAAACCUAUGGAUGUUAGAAAAUUAAUUUACUGUUCACGAACAGUACCAGAAAUAGAAAAAGUAAUGGAAGAAUUAAAAAAGCUUUUGGACUACUAUGAACAAAUGGAUGGUGAAUAUCCUAGACUGACAGGAUUAGUUUUAUCUUCUAGAAAAAACAUGUGCAUUCAUCCAGAGGUUAGUAAAGAAAAAGAAGGGAAAAUUAUUGAUGGAAGAUGUCAUGCGUUAACUGCCAGUCAUGUUAGAGAAAGGUACAAAUUUGAUGAUACUAUUCCAAUAUGUCAAUAUUUUGAAGGAUUCGCCCUAGAUGGAAAAGAUAGUACAUUACCACAUGGAGUAUAUACUCUCGAUGACAUGAAACAGUAUGGAAGGGACAGAAAUUGGUGUCCAUAUUUUUUGGCAAGGUUUUCAAUUAUUCAUGCCCAAAUUAUCGUAUACAGUUACCAUUAUCUCUUAGACCCUAAAAUAGCUGAUGUAGUAUCUAAAGAAUUAACAAAAGAAGCUGUUGUUAUUUUUGAUGAAGCUCACAAUAUAGACAAUGUAUGUAUAGAUUCAAUGAGUGUAAAAAUAAAUAGAAAAGUAAUAGAGAAAUCAACUGCAAAUUUACAAGUUCUGGAAAAAACAGUUGCAGAAAUAAAACAAGAUGAUCAAAAAAAAUUACAAGAAGAAUAUCAGAGAAUGGUGGAAGGUUUGAGAGAUGCAGCUGUAUCGAGAGAAACAGAUGUGCUUCUUUCCAAUCCAGUUCUUCCAGAUGAAAUUUUACAAGAGGCUGUGCCUGGUAAUAUUAGGAAUGCUGAACAUUUUGUCAGUUUCUUGAAACGAUUUGUGGAAUACUUGAAAACAAGAUUAAGAGUUCAGCAUGUAGUACAAGAAUCACCAGCAGGAUUCUUGAGAGAUAUUCAGAGUAAAGUAUGCAUUGAAAGAAAACCUUUGAGGUUUUGUGCAGAAAGACUAACAUCUUUGUUAAAAACUUUAGAAAUAUCGAAUUUAACUGAUUUCAGUCCUAUUAUUUUAAUAACACAUUUAGCAACAUUAGUUUCCACUUAUACAACAGGAUUUACAAUAAUCGUUGAACCUUUUGACGACAAGACACCAACAGUAUCAAAUCCAGUUUUACAUUUCAGUUGUUUGGAUUCAUCGAUAGCUAUCAAGCCUGUGUUCGAUAGAUUUCAAACUGUAGUUAUAACCUCAGGAACUUUGUCUCCUUUAGACAUGUAUCCUAAAAUACUGAAUUUCCAUCCAGUCAUAAUGUCAUCUUUUACUAUGACUUUAGCUCGACCUUGUUUAUUACCUAUGAUAAUAUCAAAAGGAAACGAUCAAGUUGCCAUAUCUUCAAAGUUUGAGUCGAGAGAGGACAAUGCAGUCAUUCGAAACUAUGGUCAAUUAUUAGUGGAGAUGGCAGCUAAUGUCCCCGAUGGAAUAGUUUGUUUUUUCACAUCUUAUAUGUAUCUGGAAUAUGUUGUUGCUAGUUGGUAUGACCAAGGUGUUAUUGACAGUUUACAGAGGUAUAAAUUACUUUUUAUUGAAACACAAGAUUCGGCGGAAACAAGCUUUGCCCUCAUGUAUUAUAUUAAGGCUUGUGAAUCUGGAAGAGGAGCAGUAUUACUUUCAGUAGCGAGAGGUAAAGUUUCUGAAGGGGUCGAUUUCGAUCAUCAUUUAGGUAGAUGUGUUCUUAUGUUUGGAAUCCCUUAUGUCUACACCCAGUCUAGGAUUUUAAAAGCCAGACUGGACUAUUUGAGAGAUCAAUUCCAGAUUAGGGAGAAUGAUUUCUUGACCUUUGAUGCCAUGAGACAUGCUGCUCAAUGUGUGGGGCGAGCAAUUCGUGGUAAAACAGAUUACGGUAUUAUGGUAUUUGCAGACAAAAGAUUUUCUAGAGCCGAUAAACGAACAAAGUUACCGAAAUGGAUUCAAGAACAUUUGAAAGAUUCACUUUGUAACUUAUCUACCGAAGAAGGUGUACAGCUUGCCAAAAGGUGGUUGAGGCAAAUGGCACAGCCAUUCACUAGAGAAGAUCAGUUGGGAGUAUCCUUACUCACCUUAGAACAGCUUCAGACUUUAGAAGCAAAGAAACAACAAGAAAUGGAACAAGAUGAAGGAACUUCUUCUCAAGAUCAAUAGUAUGUUAUGAGUUUUUUUUCUCAUUUCGAUAUUUAUUACAUUUGUAAUAUGAAUUUUCAAUAAAAUCAGAUAAAUGUUGAA